Molecule: messenger RNA, 1107 nt
Organism: Manihot esculenta (cassava)
Lineage: Eukaryota; Viridiplantae; Streptophyta; Magnoliopsida; Malpighiales; Euphorbiaceae
Product: chitinase 2
Exons: 1
Coding region: 89-1006 (305 amino acids)
Biological process (GO): carbohydrate metabolic process
Molecular function (GO): hydrolase activity, hydrolyzing O-glycosyl compounds
Source: RefSeq, a predicted model, not a curated record
CAAAUUCAGUGCACUAUAUAAUAGUAUCAAAGGGUCUCCAUGUUCAUCAACGCAAGCUACACAAAUCCUGCAAGUUUGAUCAAAAUCAAUGGAGCUCUCCAAGCUUUUUGUCACCCUUCUUAUCCUUCAAGCUCUAAUCCCUUCUCACUCUUCAAUCCAAGCAGCUCCUAAGAAUUCAAACCUGUUUCGUGAAUACAUAGGAGCUGAGUUCAAUAAUGUCAAGUUCACUGAUGUUCCUAUCAAUCCCAAUGUCGAUUUCCACUUCAUUCUCUCCUUCGCCAUAGACUAUGACACUUCAAGUUCUCCUUCUCCCACCAAUGGAAAAUUCAAUGUCUUCUGGGACUCUGAAAAUCUCAGCCCAUCUGAUGUUUCUUCAAUCAAAAACCAAUAUUCCAAUGUCAAAGUCGCCUUAAGCCUUGGAGGAGACAGUGUGCAAGGUGGCUAUGCUUAUUUUAACCCUUCUUCAGUGAAUUCAUGGGUGUCCAAUGCUGUUUCUACACUCACAGACAUCAUCAAACAAUAUAAUUUAGAUGGUAUUGAUAUUGAUGAUGAGCACUUUCAGGCUGAUCCUGAAACCUUCACAGAAUGCAUAGGACAACUUAUAUCAACCCUUAAGAAGAAUAGCGUUAUCUCAUUCGCUUCCAUAGCUCCGUUUGACGAUGAUCAAGUUCAAAGCCAUUAUCAAGCUUUGUGGAAGAAGUAUGGAGAGCUGAUAGACUAUGUAAAUUUCCAAUUCUAUGCAUAUGAUCAAGGGACAACAGUUUCUCAGUUUAUGGGAUAUUUUCAGACCCAAAGCUCCAACUACAAUGGUGGGAAGGUAUUGGUGAGCUUUAUCAGUGAUGGGAGUGGUGGGUUAGGGCCAGAUGAUGGAUUCUUUACAGCCUGCAGUAAACUCAAGAGUCAGAAGCAACUACAUGGGAUCUUUGUUUGGUCUGCAGAUGAUUCCAAAGCAAAUGGUUUUCGCUAUGAGAAGCAAUCACAGGCACUGUUAGCAAUACACCAUUGAUACAUUACUUCUUGUUGUUUAAUCUUGUAUGAUUAUAUAUAUAUAUACACGCUAAGAAUAAGUUAUAUACAUUAAUAAAGUUAUGUUAUUUUUAGACUCUA